AUGGAAAAGGAAAAACCUCGCAUUGAUGAAAGUGCUUUGUUUCAAGAUGUUAGUUUUAAUGAUGUAAACGAUCCUUAUGCAAGUGCAUAUUCAAUGUCAAAUCCGUAUGGUAUCGACAACCCAUAUGCUACUGUUACAACACCAACUGAACCAUCUCCUUAUUCAGGAGAUCCAACAAAUAACACAAAGAAUUAUUCACAAUCAUACUCUUCAACCAACCAAGUAGACUCAUUUCAACAAAUAAAUAGUCCAAGUAAAGAAGAUACAGAUAACGAUGAUGGGACUUUCGAUGAAGUAGAAGCACAACGAUAUUACUGUGAAGAAAAACCACUUCAUAAUUUACCACAUCCAUUACAACUUCUCGAAAAACGAAAACCAGGAGUUGACCAACGUACAUCAUUACCUAUGGACCAUGGUAAAAUUGAUUUAUAUAGUAAUGUAGUUUUCGUAGGUAAUUUACCAGAUGGAAUAGAUGAAGUGGGUAUAGCUAAAUUAUUCCAAAAUAUAUGUGUUCCAAGAAAAAUUGUUUUAUUUGCACAAAAACAUCAUUGUUUUGUUACACUAUACACGAGAAAAGAUGCUAUGGCAGUGUUUCAUUUCUUAUUCAGAUAUGACACAGGAAGUCAUCUCCCUUUUAUUGUUAGUUGGGGAAAAGAAUAUUGGAUGAAAAAGGACGAGUAUGAUGAAAGAAUUGGCAAGUGCAUUAUCUCUCCAGAAGUAAUUCCUCCUAACAUCAUUGUAAAUUUUGAUAAUUCAUAUGUGUACGUAGAGGAUUUGGAUAAAAUAUAUGGAAUUCCUGUUCCAGUUAUGCCUAUGGAACAACCAAUACCUCAAAAUAUCAUCUCCUCAUCGGUAUGA
Molecule: messenger RNA, 858 nt
Organism: Entamoeba dispar SAW760
Lineage: Eukaryota; Evosea; Mastigamoebida; Endamoebidae
Exons: 1
Coding region: 1-858 (285 amino acids)
Molecular function (GO): nucleic acid binding
Source: RefSeq, a predicted model, not a curated record